CAAGUGCACUUGAAAAAAAAAAUUAUAAAAAAAUAAAAAAAUUGUGUGGAAGUGCUUAUGAAAAUUAAUUGAAGAUUCAUUUAAUUUACCACAAAACUCUGUAAAAAUCCACACUCACAGAAUGAGUACAGAAGAGUCACAACAGUUCUGUCUUAGAUGGCAUAAUUAUCAAAGCUCACUUAUGUCAACUCUGCCUCAGCUUUUAAAUCAUGAUGAUCUGACAGAUGUUACAUUAUGCGCUGGUUUGAGAACACUUAAAGCACAUCGUGUUGUUCUAUCUGCGUGUAGUGAUUAUUUCAAACAAUUAUUCAAAGCACUCACAAAAGAAUUGGGAGCAAGUCACCAUCCAGUCAUCGUUUUGCCUGGGGUUGAAUUUACUGAUCUCUGUGCUCUAGUCACAUUUAUGUACAGUGGUGAAGUAAAUGUUUAUGAGCAUCAACUUGCUAGUAUGCUUUCCAUGGCUGACACAUUACACAUUAAAGGUUUAGCUGAGUUUUCUAAUGUACCAGGUUAUUCAUCUGGCAGAUUUGAGAAAUCGUCCAAGUGGAAAAGACCACGAGUGGAAGAGCCAGAAUCUUUCAAAAGAGAAAUAUCAAGACCCACAUUGAGUGAAACUGUAGUUUUUGCUGAUUUAGAUGUUGCUCAAGAUCUAAGUAAGCGUGUUCCAGAAAAUGAUAGUCAAGACGAUACUGUAAACUUAACUACUAAUGUUGACCAUAAACCGUCCACAUCAGAAAUAAAUGUAUCUUAUGGUGAAGAAGCUCCAACACCUACAGAUUUAGUUCAAGGUCCAGUAGUACAGGGUUCACAGUCAGAUAAUGUUAAAUCACGAACACCAGUAUCCAAGCUAUAUACAAUGUGUUUUAUAUGUGGUAAACAACUUAGUAAUCAUUACAACUUGCGCGUUCAUAUGGAAACCCACCAAAAUGCACAAUAUGCUUGUUCAGUGUGUAGUCAUGUUUCUCGAUCCAGAGAUGCAUUGAGAAAACAUGUAUCUUAUCGACAUCCACGUCCUAACAAUAAUAAUACUACAACGGAUAAUUCAACAACAGUGGACUCUUCACACAGUGUUAACAAGCUACCAUCAACUUGA
Sipha flava (yellow sugarcane aphid) is the source of this 1093-nucleotide messenger RNA. Its product is annotated as zinc finger protein 131-like. Gene Ontology annotation, cellular component: nucleus. The transcript is spliced from 5 exons. Gene Ontology annotation, molecular function: protein binding. Gene Ontology annotation, biological process: regulation of transcription by RNA polymerase II. The record is from RefSeq and is a predicted model, not a curated record. NCBI's taxonomy places the organism in Eukaryota, Metazoa, Arthropoda, Insecta, Hemiptera, Aphididae. The coding region runs from base 122 to 1093 and encodes 323 amino acids.